GGCUCCACACUGUAUUGCGCUGUGCAGGCUGUACAAACUGACCAUCACUAGUAUUACUGAGCGUUUUUCGCUGAAGUUGAAAGACAUGAAAUUACUUUUUCUCUGGAUGGAUACGCGCUGUAUUGGGAGGUGACAGCGGUGAUUUAGGAAUCCGAAUAUGUUCAACGGUCCUCUCGUCUCCGGAGUGCUAAAGCUGUGUAAGGUCCUGUGUUUUAAUGCGAGCAUCCCGGAGGAGUUUUGUGUGUCAACGGGACCUUGAGACACACCCACACAGCUACACGCACACACACACAUUGAUGUUCAGCCGCUCCUUUUUACAGUAGACCUGGCAGACCUCUAAUCUCUAAAAGAUUGAUGAGGUCCUGUCCAGGCAGGAGGCCUGGCACAGCGUCGAUAAGGCAGCUUUCAUUUCACCACAUUUUAUCCCUCGUUCCUUCCUUUCUUCUCCUCUUUUCCUCUAUGCUGAGGGACGCAGGGGCUGGCUUUAAAGCAUGAGAGAGGUGUAGGAAUUGGGAAGGCCCCCUAGCGAGAAGGACAGUGUUUUAAGAAACGAGAACCAUGAAAUGCCCCGGAAAUUACAGCUCAAUGUCGGACAGCCGUGUGGUAGCUGAGCAGGACCGUAGAGUCGGCAUGUCACUGUCAAACUAUUGGAGCUGGAAUAUAAUAAAACUACAGAGGCACACUCAGAGCUGAGACGAGCCACACACACACACACACACACACACACACGCACACACACACACACACACACACACACACACACACACACACACACACAGGACAAUGUGCAACAUCUCGUUCUGUGAUGUGGACAGUAAAGUGGACCAGUUCUUCCAGCCGACGCUUUAUAUCAUAGUCAUCGUUCUGGGGCUGCCGACUAACUGCAUGGCCCUGUGGGCUGCCUACAUGCAGGUACGGCAACGCAAUGAGCUCGGCAUCUACCUGAUCAAUCUGUCAGUGGCUGACCUCCUCUAUAUCAUCACUCUUCCUCUGUGGAUCGACUACUUUCUACAGCACGAUGACUGGAUCCACGGUCAGGAGAGCUGCAAGCUAUUCGGCUUCAUCUUCUACACUAACAUCUACGUCAGCAUCGCCUUCCUCUGCUGUAUAUCACUGGACAGGUACCUGGCUGUGGCAUAUCCUCUGCGCUUUGCCAAGGUUCGACGAAUCAAAACAGCUGUCUUGGUCAGCGCCAUGGUGUGGAUAAUUGAAAUCGUAGCCAACUCUGCUCCUCUCUUCCACGAUGAGCUCUUCCAGGAUCGGUUCAACCACACCUUCUGCUUUGAGAAGUAUCCCAUGCAGGACUGGGUGGCAGGGAUGAACCUCUACAGGACAUUUCUGGGCUUCCUUGCUCCAUGGACAGCCAUGCUUGUGGCCUACCGUGGGAUCCUGGCAGCAGUGCGCUGCAAUGUCUCAACAGAGCGUCAGGAAAAGGCCAAAAUUCAGCGUCUGGCGUUGAGUCUGAUCCUGAUCGUUUUACUCUGCUUUGGACCGUACCACAUCCUCCUCUUGGUGCGGAGUGUCAUGUUUCUAAGGAAGCCAUGUGACUGCGGCUCAGAGGAAAGCUUGUUUGCAGCGUACCAUGUAUCGUUGGCGCUAACCAGCCUCAACUGCGUCGCCGACCCCAUUUUGUACUGUUUCGUCAACGAGGGGGCGAGACACGACGUUGGUCGAGCACUCUCAGCUUUACUUUCUGCAGCUUGCAACAGGGGCUCCUCUUCCUCACCAUCACACGGCGACAUACUCAACGCUGGUUCAGUGACUGUGGAAACGCCGCUGUCAGCUAAGAAGCAGCCUUGUGUGUACGCUGAUGGAGCCAAGACAAGCAGCUACAAGACAGAACUGGUGGCUCUGAAGGAGGAGUGUCUACAGAUGACCAUCCUCAGCGUUAGGAAGUGACUUCAAGCUGGAGCAUACUGUAAGAGGUACAAACUGCUCAGCUAAGUGGAUGGAGGAAGCCCCACUCACAGGGUCUGAUGUGAUCUGCCCUGAAAUUAGAUGCAUUUAUGAGGCUGUAGAUGUUUGGUGUAAAAGCUUCCAUUAAAUGUCACAUUAACAAGCCAGCAUGGGAAAGAGAUUUAUAAAAUAAACAAGACAUAUUGUCUGUUCAGACACCAGAAAACACAAUUGUUGGGUGAAGGGAAAAUGGAGAGACUACUUGGCUAUUGUUAGAUCUUUACCACUAGUAAGGAAAGCAUAUGAAAGUUUGGUAUCUUUUGUACGGUGACCAUCUUAGCCCAUUGACACUGACAGCUUGUCAGGCUCAGUUCUUUGUUGCUGAUUUAGUGUAACGUUCAAUACUUCAAGUUGUAGUCUGUCAGCCUCUACACAGCUGCGCUGCACGCUAAUGUUAGCAUGUUAACAUGUUAACAUGCAAACAUGCUAUAUUAUCAUUAAUUCCAGAGUGCAGCUAAUGACUGGAUUCAUUAGCUUCAGAGGGAUCCUCAUAGAGUGUUGGAUCAGCUGGUCAGGGGAUCACCAAAGUCAUCAGCAUUCAGCCUCAGUGGACCACAAAUGUCUGGACCAAAUGUCAUCCCAAUCCAUCCAGUAGAUGUUGAGAUAUUUUCAUCUGGACCAAAGUGUUGGACCAACAGAUUAACAAACCAGCUGACAUCCCUACAGUCAUCUCACUGGUGUGGCUAAUAGGGAUCUUAUCAAACACCAUGUGGACAUCUACCCAUUGUGCCAGGAGUUAUUUACAAUGCCUAAGAAGACGUUCUUGAAUAUUUAAGUGGAAUUAUUUAAACAGACAACAUUCUGCAUGACUGAGUAUUUUCAGUGGUCUGAGAGAAGACACCUUUGGAUUCAGACUGCAUGGACACCCUACCUGACAAAGGGCAGUUGCAGAAGAUUGGGGUUUGACGCCCAAAUGCACCACUUUGGAAUAUGGAAGAAGAGCAGAAUGGUAAUAAAAAAGAUUGUAUAUUACCGGUCAAUAAAACAUUUUUAAUGCUUGUUG
Molecule: messenger RNA, 2959 nt
Organism: Cottoperca gobio
Lineage: Eukaryota; Metazoa; Chordata; Actinopteri; Perciformes; Bovichtidae
Gene: gpr4
Product: G protein-coupled receptor 4
Exons: 4
Coding region: 784-1899 (371 amino acids)
Biological process (GO): G protein-coupled receptor signaling pathway
Cellular component (GO): membrane
Molecular function (GO): G protein-coupled receptor activity
Source: RefSeq, a predicted model, not a curated record